AUGCGUGUCAGCUCUGUCUUCGUCUGUCUCUUUUUCGGACUCGUCUCUACGGUUUGCGCUGCUCCUUUGCCUGUCCAUGUCGUAUCGCAAUUGCGUCGAUCCCAGGCCAAGGUCAUAGUUGACUUUGUCGACAACAGUCAAGGCUCCCUCCUCCAUGUGCAAUCUACCGUCUUUCUUGCUAUGGCGCAAAGCCUUCUCGAUCAGCAUGGUACAGACCUGGGACUUGGGAGUGAUUUUGUGAUACUCGCAGAGAAUGUGCCGACCAGUGAGCAGAUGAACCUCCUAUUCACCCUCAUAGGGGGUACCAAGUGUCUGCCAACUUUACCUUGCAAUGUUGUUUUUGGGACUGGAUCCGGAGACGGAGGUCCAAUCAGUGCGAGGGUCUCCUCCCGGGGCAACCCAAUCUUUACUGGAGACGUUACCGUUGAGGACUACAACCCGGCGAGAUUUGGCGUGAGUUAA
Molecule: messenger RNA, 462 nt
Organism: Lentinula edodes (shiitake mushroom)
Lineage: Eukaryota; Fungi; Basidiomycota; Agaricomycetes; Agaricales; Omphalotaceae
Exons: 3
Coding region: 1-462 (153 amino acids)
Source: RefSeq, a predicted model, not a curated record